Molecule: messenger RNA, 318 nt
Organism: Echinostoma caproni
Lineage: Eukaryota; Metazoa; Platyhelminthes; Trematoda; Plagiorchiida; Echinostomatidae
Source: the annotation of a GenBank genome assembly
AUGUUUGAGAAGAACCUACGUGGUGAUGGUAGUCGUGUUGGUGGUGGUGAUAUCCUGUUCGCAUUUUUUACGCUGAAUCAAAUCACACGUGAUUUACGACAUGACGGUCUCAAAUCAGUCACACUGGAGGAGCUGCACGAACUUGCCGGGGACCUGAAAGAUCAUCCGAUGGCCACAGAGAAUGCCGUUGUUCACGAGUUGAUCAGUGUGUUGAAAGACCCGCGACUACCGUUGUUCGGAUACAAUCCGGAAAAUAUCAGCUUGCUCCUAUUGCCAAUGUUGAAAACAAGGUAUUGUUCCCUUUUGUUUUUGUUUUGA